Saccharomyces eubayanus is the source of this 1758-nucleotide messenger RNA. It is a transcript of the gene DPL1, whose product is annotated as sphinganine-1-phosphate aldolase DPL1. Gene Ontology annotation, molecular function: pyridoxal phosphate binding; sphinganine-1-phosphate aldolase activity. Gene Ontology annotation, cellular component: endoplasmic reticulum. The transcript has a single exon. The record is from RefSeq and is a predicted model, not a curated record. Gene Ontology annotation, biological process: carboxylic acid metabolic process; sphingolipid catabolic process. Lineage: Eukaryota; Fungi; Ascomycota; Saccharomycetes; Saccharomycetales; Saccharomycetaceae. The coding region runs from base 1 to 1758 and encodes 585 amino acids.
AUGAAUACAACAUUAUCAAGCAGCGAUUGGUAUAGCACCUCAGUACGUUUACUAGUGGAAGAAUACGAUGUCAAGCAGUUUUUGAUCCUAACCAUCAGUGAAUUAAGAACAAGUAUACAGAACUACCUCUCAAAUACUCCAUGGCAGAACAUUUUGAAAGAUUAUUUGUACUUCACCUUCUGCUACAAACUACUAAGCAAGUUUCUCUACCUACUAAAGGUUUAUGGACCAAUAACAUUAGCCAAAAGAACAUAUGAACGUACUUCCAGAUCAAUAUUCCGUUGGUUGCUGGACUCGCCAUUUUUGAAGGGAACGGUGGAUAAAGAAGUUUCGAAAAUCAAGAGAUCAAUUGAAGAUGAACUUAUCAGAUCCGACUCACAACUUAUGAACUUCCCACAAUUACCAUCUGAUGGGAUACCUCAGGAUGAAGUUGUUGAAGAACUAAACAAAUUGAAUGACUUGAUACCACACACCCAGUGGAAGGAAGGUAAGGUCUCUGGUGCUGUUUACCAUGGUGGUGAUGAUUUGAUCCAUUUGCAAACGAUCGCAUACGAAAAAUACUGCGUCGCCAAUCAGCUACAUCCGGAUGUCUUUCCAGCUGUUCGUAAAAUGGAGUCCGAAGUGGUUUCAAUGGUUUUGAAAAUGUUUAAUGCUCCUGCUGAUACGGGUUGCGGUACAACAACGUCUGGUGGUACGGAGUCCUUACUUUUAGCAUGCUUAAGUGCUAAGAUGCACGCUUUGCAUCACCGUGGUAUUACUGAGCCGGAGAUUAUUGCUCCCAUAACUGCGCAUGCUGGGUUUGACAAGGCUGCGUACUACUUUAACAUGAAGCUACGUCAUGUCGAUUUAGACCCCACGACUUAUCAAGUGGACUUGAAAAAAGUAAAAAAAUUCAUCAAUAAGAACACCGUUUUACUGGUCGGUUCGGCCCCAAACUUUCCUCACGGUAUUGCUGAUGAUAUUGAAGGCCUAGGGAAAAUAGCGCAAAAGCAUAAGCUACCUUUACACGUCGACAGUUGUUUAGGUUCCUUUAUUGUUUCAUUCAUGGAAAAGGCAGGUUACAAAAAUGUACCAAGACUCGAUUUCAGAGUCCCAGGUGUUACAUCAAUAUCAUGUGACACUCACAAGUACGGGUUUGCACCAAAGGGUUCAUCAGUCAUAAUGUAUAGAAACAGCGAUUUGAGAAUGCAUCAAUACUACAUCAAUCCUACGUGGACAGGUGGGUUAUAUGGCUCUCCUACAUUAGCAGGGUCUAGACCAGGCGCCAUUGUUGUAGGCUGUUGGGCCACUAUGGUCAACAUGGGGGAAAAUGGUUACAUCGAAUCGUGCCAAGAAAUAGUAGGUGCUGCCAUGAAGUUUAAAAGAUUUAUCUUGAAAAACAUUCCGGAAUUGGAGAUCAUGGGUGACCCCAAAUACUCAGUGGUUUCGUUUUCAUCUAAGAGCCUGAACAUACACGAACUAUCCGAUAGGCUGGCCAAGAAAGGCUGGCACUUCAAUGCCCUACAAAAACCCGUCGCCCUACAUAUGGCCUUCACGAGACUAAGUGUGCACGUGGUAGAUGAGAUCUGCGAAGUUCUACGCACUACCGUGCAGGAACUAAAGAGCGAGUCUGACUCCAAACCAUCGCCGGAUGGAACCAGUGCUCUGUACGGUGUCGCCGGGAGCGUCAAGACUGCCGGCGUUGCAGACAAACUCAUUGUUGGAUUCUUGGACGCAUUAUAUAAGUUGGGCCCUGCAGAGAACGCCGACGCCAAAUAA